CUUGGCGCUCUUCUUUUCCACCCCUGCAUCCGACACCAGUAGGAUUCAACGCAACCCAAAGGGGAAGUUUUACCGACUGCGUUGGGGCCGAGGCGCGUUUGCGAGGCAGCUUACCAGACGACAGCUAUGGCCACCGGAGCGACUGUACUCCCCGAGAGGACCACCCUCGGAGGCUCGCUCGAGAUUCCUCGACUUAUCAAUGGCCUGUGGCAGCUCACUGGGGGCCACAACAAAAAUGUCGACAUUGCGAACGCCCCGGCGGCUAUGGACGCGUUUAUUAGGAAUGGACUUGAGGUAUUCGAUAUGGCUGACCACUACGGGGAUUCCGGUGAGAAUGCUCUGCUUGCUUCUUAGAGAUAGUACACCGGGAUGAAGACAAAGACUACCUUAGCAAUCAGCUCCGUCCUUUAUUGGCGGCACCCGCCUUCUUUUCUUUGUGUUGAAAAUCAUAGAUAUAAAUUAAGCAGCUGGAACAGUUGAGCGGUGAAAUUUC
Messenger RNA from Diaporthe batatas, 493 nucleotides. RefSeq lists its product as uncharacterized. NCBI's taxonomy places the organism in Eukaryota, Fungi, Ascomycota, Sordariomycetes, Diaporthales, Diaporthaceae. The transcript has 3 exons. The record is from RefSeq and is a predicted model, not a curated record. Bases 127 to 354 code for a protein of 75 amino acids.